Dreissena polymorpha is the source of this 573-nucleotide messenger RNA. RefSeq names its product RNA-binding protein 12B-like. The coding region runs from base 1 to 573 and encodes 190 amino acids. Lineage: Eukaryota; Metazoa; Mollusca; Bivalvia; Myida; Dreissenidae. The transcript has a single exon. The record is from RefSeq and is a predicted model, not a curated record.
AUGCCGCAAGAGGAAAUACAUGAAGUCGAACGCCGCAUGACACAAUCAGAGGGACGCCGCCACAGGACACAAGAAGACGGACGCCGCCACAGGACACAAGGAGACGGAUGCCGAACGACACAAGAAGACGGACGCCGCCACAGGACACAAGAAGAUGAACGCCGCCACAGGACACAAGAAGAUGGACGCCGCACGACACAAGAAGACGGACGCCGCCACAGGACACAAGAAGAUGGACGCCACGCGACACAAGAAGAUGGACGCCGCCACGUGACACAAGAAGACGGACGCCGCACGACACAAGAAGACGGACGCCGCCACAGGACACAAGAAGAUGGACGCCGCCACAGGACACAAGAAGAUGGACGCCGCACGACACAAGAAGACGGACGCCGCCACAGGACACAAGGAGAUGGACGCCACACGACACAAGAAGAUGGACGCCGCCACGUGACACAAGAAGACGGACGCCGCACGACACAAGAAGACGGACGCCGCACGACACAAGAAGACGGACGCCGCCACAGGACACAAGAUGGACGCCGCACGACACAAGAAGACGGGCGCCGGUAA